This is a messenger RNA of Triplophysa dalaica, 1472 nucleotides long. Its product is annotated as cAMP-dependent protein kinase inhibitor beta-like. Gene Ontology annotation, molecular function: cAMP-dependent protein kinase inhibitor activity. Bases 111 to 407 code for a protein of 98 amino acids. The transcript is spliced from 3 exons. NCBI's taxonomy places the organism in Eukaryota, Metazoa, Chordata, Actinopteri, Cypriniformes, Nemacheilidae. The record is from RefSeq and is a predicted model, not a curated record. Gene Ontology annotation, biological process: negative regulation of cAMP-dependent protein kinase activity. Gene Ontology annotation, cellular component: cytoplasm; nucleus.
ACACACUGAAGAUGCCCUGAGACAAACCUGUUCUGUCUGAGAGAAACACAAUGAAUAGAGAAGUGAAACUCAUCUCUUCUUAGGGCUCCUCAUUACUGGGCAGGGGUGAGAUGACGGAGGUGGAGCCGGUGCUGGACUUUGCGUCGUCAGGUCGGUCGGGUCGACGUAAUGCUCUUCCUGACAUCCUGGGCUCUCCGGCAGGUGUCAGCCCCUGCGACCUGCCGCUCAAACUCGCUGAGCUCUCCCUCACGGAUGGUCCUGGAGGGCCUCAGUCUCCAUCUUCACAGGACGUCCCGUCAUCUGCAGACGCUAGAGAACUGAUGACUCCUCAUCCCUCGACACACUCUGAGAACACACAUACUGUCCAGUCCCCUGUCUCUCACUUGAUAUGGACACACAUGUGUUAAGUGUGUGUGUAUACAGAAAAAAUGUAUGCGUCUAUAAAUAAAAGGGACGGGCAAGACAGUUCAGCUGUUGACUGAUAGAGGCCGAUUCCUUCUAUCAUCUUUACAAACUUCUGAAGGAGUCUUGUGUGCAUGAGCUCAUAUACAGUAUGUGAUAUGUUUAUUGACAGUAAGCAGUGUAAGCGCGUGUCAUCCGCAGAUAUGCUGCUGGGGAAUCUGGCACCGUCAGUAGUGUUGCUAACACAGUCUGAAAAACACACAGCUUUCAAUGUCACCUUCUGCCUCUCAGCAGCUUGAGAUGGACGUCUGCUCACAGCUAUUAUAACAUUAGUGAGACAACAGCUUCAGAAAUGACAGACGUGGAGAUCUGGAUACGAGACUGAGCUCGCUGGGACGAUCUGCAAUCCAAAGUCUAAAGAUGCAACUCGUUUUUGUAAAAAGUGUAAAAUUAGGUUGGGAUGUUCGGCAUUUGCGGGUUAAUAAUUUCAUAUAUUAUCGAUUUUGCUGUUUUUUGUUAAUUCUUCACAGUAAAUGUUAAAAAUGACUGUUAAAGAUGUUGUCAAUAACAUUGAAUUCUGCCAAUUUAUGCAGAAGAAUUAAUGUUCAGCUAGUGAUUCAUUCAGGAAACAACCUGUUUUUUUCAAACCCUUUAGUGAAUUUUGUGUGAUGUGCUUUUAAAGAAUGAUUGGCUGAGAAUGAAGGGUAUUUAUCCAUUCAUAAAACUCUCUUUUAUUAAACGUAGUCAUUAUUGUGACCUGUCUGUACUUCUUCUAACGUGAAGAAAAAUAUUGUCAAAUACAUUGAGCGCACAUUACAGUAACCGAGCAGGUAAAAUGCUUUAAACCCAUAGUGUCAACUUAUCUGUUACAGUUUGAAAAGCUAAAGUGACUCAGUUUAGAUGGAUUCAUAGUUCAAGGGUUCUUUGAACUUCACACUUAAAAGCGCUGGUUUGUUUUUAACCCACUUGAAAUGGACAAACCUGUCCAUAUGAGACCCAAGCAUUAGUUGAUAUGACCCAUCAUUUUUUCAUUGUGUAAAACAUCUGUCACUUUGCAUUUUAUUAAAUCA